This is a messenger RNA of Psilocybe cubensis, 468 nucleotides long. RefSeq lists its product as uncharacterized. The transcript has 5 exons. The coding region runs from base 1 to 468 and encodes 155 amino acids. The record is from RefSeq and is a predicted model, not a curated record. NCBI's taxonomy places the organism in Eukaryota, Fungi, Basidiomycota, Agaricomycetes, Agaricales, Agrocybaceae.
AUGACAAACUAUAAUCGCAAACUCAUUCAAUUUGUGGCCGUCGCCUGCAUAUUGGAAUACCUUUCUGCUAACGCACUGAAAGCGUUCUGUGACAUAUCAGCUGUCCAUCUUCGUGACCCAGCUCCUGGUGUUCACCUAUGCCUCAAGGUCCCUCAUACAAACAUCUUCUACGUUCCCCCUAUCCCGACAAUUCUGGGGAGGAAUACACUACUACCGCACGCAAACAACCAUGCCUCGGCCCAACAACGGCUUUCGUUCUCUGUCAUAUAUACUGUUUCGAGACAGUAUCAUGAUUCCUUUCAUAACCUUAAGCUUCCUGCUCGCAGCAUCAAUCGCAUUACUUCGCUCAUACGAAUCGCCGGUCCAAGGCUAAUUCUAAACCUACGAGAGGCAUACUACAAGCCGUUCAAGGACGAGUGCAACAGAGAGUGGGAUGACGACAUAGAUCUAGAUCUAGAGCGCCCGUAG